Dendrobium catenatum is the source of this 592-nucleotide messenger RNA. RefSeq names its product protein PHOTOSYSTEM I ASSEMBLY 2, chloroplastic. The transcript has 4 exons. The record is from RefSeq and is a predicted model, not a curated record. Lineage: Eukaryota; Viridiplantae; Streptophyta; Magnoliopsida; Asparagales; Orchidaceae. The coding region runs from base 123 to 440 and encodes 105 amino acids.
GCUCGGAUUUCUUUCAUUAUCCGUAUAUCCAGCUUCUUCUCUUUGGCCUCAGCUCGUCAUUCAUCUCUCUCUCUCUCUCUCACUCUCUCUCACACACACGCACGCAUAUAGAAGAGAAGUAGAUGGCCAUGGUUUAUUCGCUUACAAGAGCACCCUAUCCCUGCAAGCUCUCUUCCUCGGAGUUACUUGGCACAAAAAAGGGGAGGAUACAUGCAUCCAAAUCAGGAUCUUCAGCCAUUAGUCAGACUUCUAAAGGUUGCAGGACUUGCCGUGGUCGUGGAGCAAUUGAGUGUCCUGGCUGCAAGGGAACUGGAAAGAACAAGAAAAAUGGCAAUAUUUUUGAAAGAUGGAAGUGCUAUGAUUGCCAAGGGUUUGGCUUGAAGAGCUGCCCCAAUUGUGGCAGUGGAGGCCUUACGCCUGAACAACGAGGGGAAAGAUAGAAAUUUUAUGUAUUAGAUCUUUGUAACGUAUUGUGAUUGUAGUGAAUGCCUGUGAUCACUGCUAAGAUAUGAAAUAUUUUGUGAGCUCAGUGAAGGCCCAUGUUAGUGAUUCUAAUUUGAUUUCCUAUUUGUUUGCUGAGAUGCAUCUUAUA